Molecule: messenger RNA, 2542 nt
Organism: Aricia agestis (brown argus)
Lineage: Eukaryota; Metazoa; Arthropoda; Insecta; Lepidoptera; Lycaenidae
Product: extensin-2
Exons: 6
Coding region: 168-2378 (736 amino acids)
Source: RefSeq, a predicted model, not a curated record
GUGAGUCACAUGCCUACUGGCCGCGGCGCUCACUGGCCGGGCGCCCGGCAGCGUAUCCGAACGAACGACAACACGCGACCGUGUUUACGAACGUUACUUAUUCCAAAUUCAAAUUUGUGAAGUGUGUAAUAUUGGAUUCCAUUUUCGAAUAGUUGGCGAACGCAGCCAUGGCUACUAACGGUUACGGACCUGCGCCUGGACACAUCGGCAGAAUACCUACCUUCGGCAAAACACAGGUCAAUCCGAUGGGCAGCGUGGAGCCUCCAGCAUGUAUCCAGAAUGCCAUGAUGACCAAAGACAAGAAGCCGUUCACAUAUACCCCAGGUGGUCUGGAUCUAUCACAAAUACGAACUCCAAGUAUGGCUAGGAGGAUGGCUCGACAGAAAUCCUGGGAGGACCAGGAGCAAGCAUAUGGUGGUCAACACGGAGGUCCCAACUAUCAUCCGCAAGGAGGCCCAGGUGGUCUAGGUGCACCAGUAGGACCAGGAGGACCAGUUCCACCUCCUCCUCCCCCACCAUCGAUACCAGCACCGCCGCCGCCACCUCCUCUGGUUAUUGAAGCGCCUAACAGCAAAUCUCCAAAACCAGUGGCAGUCGGAGAAAGACCAGAAAUCGUUAUCCCAGAAAAUCCUAUAGGAAUGUUGAGGAAAACCAACAGUCCUUAUCAUUGGGAAGCCGAGAAAGCCGAUUUACAACGUAUGGGUCCUGUACCGAAGUUUGUUGAGAAGGUUCCCAGUCCAUUAACAGUCAAACUUCCCCAGAAUCAGCCUCAGAAUUAUGCGAAACCAUUCACAAAUACGAUACAGCAGAACCAAUCUCCUGGUAGUCCCUUGUAUAAACCAGAAGCAUUAUAUGCACAGAAUUCGCCACCUGUUGCACAGAACGGCACUCCUCCGACAAGAGAUAUUUUGGUUCGUCAAGAUUCCCAAUUCAAUAAGAGUCCACAACCUUUUGCAAACCAAUCUUCUGUAAGCAGUAACAGUCCUUAUUCCCCGACGCCCAAUAACCAUUGGAGACAACCCGAAAAAAGGGACUCCGACCUAAACAAUAAUAGUCCACAAUCACCUUAUUCGAACCGAGGACCUUUCUCACCAAAUGUUGCACAGACCCCUCCAAAUUACCAGCAAUCGCCUCCCACAUCAGUAUUCCAUACUCUCCCACGCGUUGGUCAGCGAAAUCAGGACAAUUUUAAUAAUCAGAAUAAUUAUGAGAGCCAGAAGCCUGAAAUUCAAAGUCCUAACGUUAAUCAAUCUAACCCAGCACCAUGGAGAACUAACACAAUCAACAGAUACCCACGGGAAAACCAGAAUACGUACAAUGAACCACCUGCUACCCAACAAACUUACAGUCCACCCUGGAAGCGCGAAAACCUAAAACAAGUGGACAACUUAAAUGCUGAAAGACCUGAGGUUAAACCCGCUAACCAAGGUAGUCACCAACAAGAAUAUAUUCCUCCUUGGGUGGCUGCACAUGAUAAUAACAAUAACAGAAUCCAAAACAACGUAAUACAAAACAACGUUACACCAAACAACGUAGCACAAAACAAUAACGCACCAUGGAGAGGACAGGAGCAAGCCAGAAACACCCCACCAACCUCACCACUAGAAAAUCGUUAUCAAUCGUCUAUUUCGAUUCCAAUAACUCCUAAGAAACAAACUAACCAACCUGAUUACAAUAACAACCCAGCAAAUAGAGACAGUAGAGAAAUCGUAUACAUAAAUCAGGAGCCAGUUUACUACUGCCCCCCAGACAGCCCAAAAGCAAUUCCUCCGUGGGUUAAGACUCAAAAAGAAAAAACAAAAACACCACCACCAGCUUGGUGCCAAAGGCCUCUUGAAGGUAGGAAAAGUUUACCUAGAGAACUGGUAACACCUCCCAGAGAAACCAACAACGAACCAGAGUGGGUGAAAAAGAGCAACGAAAUGCAAAGAGGAGCUCGUGAAAUAAUAAGUCCACCGAAAUACCAGCAGCCGGUACAACCGAAUUGGUCUACCCUACCAUCAGAGAACAGAAAGAGCGUGCCAAGAGAUAACCAAGGUAGCAGAAUCAUUCCAAUCCAAAUGGAAGUUUCAAGUACCGAAACGAGAAAUCAUAACAAGCAAGCCAACGGCCAACCACAGAUGAGAAUAGUUAUCGACAUGCAACAGAACCCCAAUGAGAACCACAACAGAACCCAGGCGCCUUAUUCUCAACCGACGCAGCGCAUAAUGAGGGUGUUAUCGCCCCAGCUCGUGAGGUUGGACGAUCAGCCAGAUCUUCCAAGCCUGAACCGGAACAUACAGAACCAGGACAGUCAGCCAAAAACGAGAAUUAUACCAAUACAAGUCGAAGGGAAUGGAAACGGUGGAGCAAACAAAAGCUUCGGUGGUCGGUUCUAGGAGCUGUUUGCACUGUCCUAACGUCUACUACCACAAGUUCAUCCAGGACGGACCUCCUCAGCAGUCCAAGUCGUUCAGGGUGCUGCAGGUGAUCACCAACACGGGAGACGAUGUCAGGUACAUGGAGAGAAGGGGAUACUCCGACUUAUAAUAGAUACUUAAAU